CGCUUCUUCUCAGAUGGCAACGAAGUUUAAUCGAUGCACAGCACCAUUUUCGGUGUAGUCGUCAUUGUAGACAGCUUUUGUUUUCCUGACUUAAGAAGUUGAAUGCAGUGAGAUACAGUGACUAAGUUGACUGCUACUAGUGAGUAGUGAGGAAUUUUUCAUCUGAUCAACCAAUAUCCUAUAAAGAUGCCGAACAUCAAGCUACAGAGCAGCGAUGGAGAAGUGUUUGAAGUUGAUGUGGAGAUAGCCAAGCAGAGCAUCACAAUCAAGACUAUGUUGGAUGAUCUGGGCAUGGAUGAAGGGGAGGACGAGGUCGUUCCUCUACCCAACGUCAACGCGGCGAUCAUGAAGAAGGUGAUCCAGUGGUGCAGCUCCCACAAGGACGACCCUCCCCUGCCUGACGAGGAUGACAACAAGGAAAAGAGGACUGAUGAUAUUUCGUCUUGGGAUGCUGACUUCCUCAAGGUAGACCAAGGCACUCUGUUCGAGCUGAUCCUGGCAGCGAACUACCUGGACAUCAAAGGCCUGCUCGACGUCACCUGCAAGACGGUAGCCAACAUGAUCAAGGGCAAGUCUCCUGAGGAGAUACGCAAGACCUUCAAUAUCAAGAAUGACUUCACUCCUGCUGAAGAGGAACAAGUCAGAAAAGAAAAUGAAUGGUGCGAGGAGAAAUAGGUGCAUUACCAUAAUCUUAGUUUAAAAACUUCUCUGAAGGAUAUGGAAAUUAAAAUAUGCCUCGUAUAUCUUGAGUGAUUCCUUUUUUAGUUUUCACUUAUCGGUGCAAUGAUGUAUCAUUGCUACUAAUAUGCGGAGACCUUUUCAGUUUACCUUCAUUAAUCUUGAUCAUAACCAUCCAGUAUAGCCUUCAUCUUGCAGGCAUGGACGUCGCAUUCUUACGGGUUGUCUGUAUUCUAGGAUGCAUUCUUCAUUCCGACGAGUUAUUCGUUGGAAUUUAUAGAAAAUAAUGGAAAUUUUGUGUCUGUCGAUUGUAAGAAAUGCCAGGACCUUAAGAUUCUCCCUCAACUCGCACACCAUCUUUCCACCCGUAACGUGUUUUUUCUGCUGUUCUAUUUAAACGCUACCGGAUCUCUCGUUGUCAUGCAAUAUUCUAGCCUCCUAACCUCGCAACUUCCUCAAGCCGCCAGAUGUCCUGCGGGCGGCUUGAGAUUUUCUACUUGGGCUAAAUUAUCAAAUUAAGUUGCAUUAAUAUUUUAAUCUAGACAUUGCAGAUAAAUAAAAUGUAUUCCUAAAAUUUUAGUAGGCUCUCAAUUGCUAAAGUCUAAUGCAUUAACAAAUCCUUGCUUCGGUGAGAAAUUUCUCUUGUGCAUCAGACUCUUGGCCCAUAGUAUCAUUGUGCUCGGUGCAAUUCGGUGGUCGUGAGUUUAAUUUAUUUUAAAUUCGCCCAUAUAUCGUCCGUGCACUCCAUGUAUAUCGAGCAAACUCUCAAGUCAGACUAAUAAGACCUGCCUUUUGUGGAAGCCAUUCUUAACUUAAUUGUCCGGUACUUUCCUUGUUGAAUUUCAAUUUACAAAAGUUUUUAAGAUCAGGGUUUUACCUAGGUUGACAACUGUAACUUCUGUAACUUUUUGAAAGAAUGACCUUAAGUAUAUGUAAGUUAAAAAAUUC
Molecule: messenger RNA, 1626 nt
Organism: Hyalella azteca
Lineage: Eukaryota; Metazoa; Arthropoda; Malacostraca; Amphipoda; Hyalellidae
Product: S-phase kinase-associated protein 1
Exons: 5
Coding region: 187-675 (162 amino acids)
Biological process (GO): SCF-dependent proteasomal ubiquitin-dependent protein catabolic process
Cellular component (GO): cytoplasm; nucleus
Molecular function (GO): cullin family protein binding
Source: RefSeq, a predicted model, not a curated record